AUGGCGAACGCUCAAAUUCACGGCGUGAAAGCCAGCAACGGAGGGACUGUUAGAAACGAGAUCCACAUCGGCGACUCACACUCUCAGCGCAACUUAAAUCUCACAUUCAACAAGUUUGUCUUCAACAACUACCCACCGGAUAGGGCCCAACAGUUGCUGGCUGCGCCUGAGAUUGCAAGAUUCGCCAUUCCCGUUGUAACGAGUCUCCAGACCGGCCACACCCAUCCAGAAAUGUCACUGUCAUCACCAAUAAAACACGGAGCUGCACUGGACGAAGACGAGACCCGUACGGGUGCCCCUGGUCACACAGACCUCCAUCUCGACGACGCCGUCAACCGCGAUGCGCCCUUGUACAUCCUGGACGUCUACGAGGACGACUACGAGCACCUCAAACGCAGGUAUGAUGUCGAUGACGACAUGGAGGCCUUCCCGGAGAGUCUCUAUCAAAAAGACUGCGCAGCAGCGCACGAGGACGACAUCCGGAACGCCGUCUCGCAGUGGCUCCACUCGUCGCGCGAGUCUGCCCUCCUGACUAUCGAUGGGUCCGAGUAUGACGACCAUUGGACUACCCGCUUCGCCGUGGAAGCCGUCCACGACGCGAGACUGCACCCGAAGCACCAGCGUGUUUGCCAUCACUUUUGCGGCGAGCGACCGGGUGAGAAAGGACCCUGGCCGUCUCGCGUCGUGGCUCAUCUUCUUGCUCAGCUGGGCCCCACGCAGGACGCGAAGACGGCCGACCUAACCCAGUCGCAUCACAAUUGCGUUAGAGCAGAUAUGGUCCCUGUCGACAAGCUCUGGGGACUAUUGGGGGGCUACGUAAGGGCAGCGGGCAUAGACUCGAUCACCAUCAUUUUGGAUAGAAUUGAUGUCCUGUACUGUGAAUGUGCGGACGUCAAAGCGACGGAACGAUUUUUCGCCUUUCUGAAGGGCUUAUCAUGGCUGAUGAGAUUGGGGCCUGUGGUACGUGUUAUGGUGACGAGCCGGAACUUGGACUCAGAGAUCCUGGAGCGCAUUCGAACCGCCUGCUGA
Parathielavia appendiculata is the source of this 1029-nucleotide messenger RNA. RefSeq lists its product as uncharacterized. The record is from RefSeq and is a predicted model, not a curated record. Bases 1 to 1029 code for a protein of 342 amino acids. The transcript is spliced from 2 exons. Lineage: Eukaryota; Fungi; Ascomycota; Sordariomycetes; Sordariales; Chaetomiaceae.